Triplophysa rosa is the source of this 9514-nucleotide messenger RNA. It is a transcript of the gene unc13c, whose product is annotated as protein unc-13 homolog C. The transcript is spliced from 33 exons. Gene Ontology annotation, cellular component: presynaptic active zone cytoplasmic component; neuromuscular junction; terminal bouton. The record is from RefSeq and is a predicted model, not a curated record. Gene Ontology annotation, molecular function: calmodulin binding; calcium ion binding; phospholipid binding. Gene Ontology annotation, biological process: synaptic vesicle priming; synaptic vesicle maturation; neuromuscular junction development. Bases 1461 to 8387 code for a protein of 2308 amino acids. NCBI's taxonomy places the organism in Eukaryota, Metazoa, Chordata, Actinopteri, Cypriniformes, Nemacheilidae.
CACGGUUAUCGCGAUAUAUUGUUGCGUGGCUCAGGGCCCUCUGGCAAAGAUUUUUUUGCCUAGUUUAUACUUUGUCUGUCAAAAAUGUUUGAAUUUGGCAUUAGUGGUUUAAACAAACCCAUAGUACAGCAAUGAAUACAGAGAUGCUCACCCCCAAAACACCAUUAACUGGAAAAUAUACGAGAGGUUGAGAGUAAGAGGGAUAUAGAUUCUUACAAGGGUUUAAAGCUGCAAGCCAAUCUUAGAUUCUGUCUCUCACAAACACGCACACACACGCACUUGUCUGGUUUAUUUUCUCUGUGGGGACCGUCCAUAGCCGUAAUGUUUUUUAUACUGUACAAACUAUUCUAUCCCCUACCCCUAAACCUAAACCUAAAGAUCAUAGAAAACAUUUUGCAUUUUUAGAUUUAAAAAAAAUAUUGUUCUGUACAAUUUAUAAGCUUUUGUGCCCAUGAGGACCUCAAUUUUGGUCCCCACGGUGACACGAGUCCCCAUGUGUUGGUGUGUAUUCAGGUUUAGGUCCCCACCGGGAUAUACAAACAUGAACGCAGUCACACACACGCACGCACACGCACACACACGCACACACACUGCCUCCCUCCCUCCUGCUGUCUCUCUCAUCCUUUCACAUCCUCCCCUCUUACUCUCCCUCCCUCUCCCUCUCUCUCUCUCUCUCUCUCGUCACGUGUGCAUCUCUGUGAAUCGCAGGAACGUCUUUGUGCAUUUCUUUUUGUGUGAGACAGAGAGGCUCGGCGCUGCUCUCUUCCAAGGGCUCCUCACACACUCUCUCUCUAUCUCUCUCUCUCUCUCUCUCUCUCCCCUACACAGGCGAUCAGUCUGCUCGCAUCCACACACACAGGCUUCCUGUGCAGCCAGACAGGAGGGCUUCCGCCAUCCCAGACGCUGUCUGCUGCUCAGCCGAGCGUCGCCGCCUCCGUCUGGGAAGAGGGAUUUUAUCCAGGGUCCUUCAGCAUGCGCCCACCAAGCCAGGCAUCAUCCCAAGGUUGAGCAGAGCGCGACCGCUGCAUCGGGACGUAGGGAGGAAUGGAUCGCGGGGAACGGGAGGGCAGGACGUGGAGCUGAGGUUCCGUCGUCCGGAGGCUUCUCCGCACGCGUUCUAUUUUCAGAGGAUGCUGUCUGCUUCACGGCAGGACGUUUAAGAGUUUCCUUGACGCUUCUGCGGCUCCAACGCUGUAGUGGAUGGAAUGUGCAUGCUGUAGGAGAGGGUUGGCAUUCAGAGACAUGAAGCCCUUGAACCUGCGGAUGUGCAGUGAUUUUUGCUUGGCACAGCUGCAUCUGAGGUCACCUCUUCUCUAGACCCUCUCACACCUCAGGGUUGACUUUCAGAACUCUAAAGUGUUUGCGUGCUUCCGUUUCAGCACCACUGGAGUUAACUGGCAAACUGGUCUAGUUUUGCGUCGCAGCAUCCGGGGUGCACAGCUGCAGAAAUAUUGCCCUCCAUGGUUUCUGCCCGUUUCAGAAAGCUGUCGUCUUACAUCGUAAAGAUUUGCAAAGGAAUGUUUACAAAGAAACUGGCAAAUACCACGAAGAAGAAAGAGAGCCGCGAAAACAAAAAAGAACCUAAAACGUCCCCUGUGCUGCACGCACGGAACCCAACGUUGUCAACCACGUUGAAAAGCACAGUCAAAAAGAUCUCCAAAUGUUCGUCGGCACGCAAUUUGUCUCUUGAGGAGGACGAUGGAAAAAACGACUGUUCCUCUCUCUCGCCGACAUUUAGUUACCGUGUAGCAAUUUCAAACGGACUGCCAAAAAAUGCCCUGUUUCUGAACAAUAAUGAAAUUCAUGAAAUCUUGUCGAUUGAUAGCAAUUACUCUGACUCUCUAAAUGAGGUAAAACUUGUCCAUAGAUUCGAUGAACAAAAAGCUUAUACAAUGCCCGUAAGAAGGAACAGGAAGAGUUUGAUUAGUUUGGCGCCCUCUGAUGGCAGCUCAGAGGGGGAGCGGGGAGAGCGUAGCAGUCUCCACACCCUUCGACUGGGCGCUCUGAAAAAGCUGAGGAAAUGGAAGAAGAGCCAAGAAUGUGUGUCUUCAGAUUCAGAAGCUAGCACCUGGAGAAAGACCCUUGGCAUCAGAAGCAAAUCUCUGGACCGGGCUGGGCGGCACCACAAAACCACUACCCUAGAGCCAGGAUCAAGCUCUACGGGGUGUAUCAAUCAGACUCAGGAUGUGAUGGAAAUGAUCUUUAAAGAACUUCAGGGAAUCAGUCAGAUCGAGUCUGAGCUCUCAGAACUGCGAGGACACGUCAACGCUCUCAAAAGCUCCAUCGACGAGAUUUCCAGCAGCGUCGAGGUGGUGCAGAGUGAAAUCGAGCAGCUGCGCUCGGGAUUUGUUCAGUCUAGACGUGAGACUCGAGACAUCCACGACUACAUCAGACAGAUUAGCCAACAGACCAACAAAGCUACUCUGAAAUUCCUAAACGUGCCUGAGGAGAAGUGUGAAAAGACUGAAGAGCUUAUUUUUCAGAUUCUGAAAGAAAAAAUGGGUUUCGCUGAUGCACGCAAAACAUUUAAAAUUGAACUCGCCCAUCGACUGGGGCAACAAAGAGAAUGUUACAAUGCUAAACCUCGCCCAAUUAUAGUUAUUUUUUCAAGCCCCCAAGACAGGGAUUUAGUUUUGAAAAAGUGUUAUAAACUAAAAGGGACAGGCAUAUCGAUCUCCACUGACAGUCUGGCACAUGACUCGAGAGAAAGGAAAGAUAAGGCGAUCGCCUCUUCUCAGACAUACGAAAGUAUGGACAUCAAGAUUUCAGCCAAAGACAAGGCUGAAAGUGAUGACUGGGACUCCAUGGAAAGUGACAAAGAGCUAGAUGAAUUAAAUAAGAACAAAUAUGCAAUUGUGUCCAAACCACCUCCAAAAAGUAAAUCGGACAAGAAAAAGUCUCACGAUCACCGAAGGCUGGCCGAGGACACUCCGUACUCCGUGCACUACGCUGAUAAUCCACCCUACGAUGACACAGACAAGCAAAGCAAGUCCUACUAUUCAGACAUAACAUCUGGGUGGCUUUCUCAGAGCGACUACUCCACUCCCAAACUCAGUCGGUCUGAGUCGGACUGUUCUAAACUUUGCCAGUCAUACUCGGAGGACUUCUCAGAGAGUCAGUACUUCACCAGAGUCAACGGGUGCUCCCUGCUCUCCUCCUCCGAUCAGGAACUUUGGCAACGGAAGCAAGAAGACAUGGCAUCGUCCUGGUAUGCUAGCCCUCCCAGUCAAACCCAAGAACGACCGUAUGUGGAACAUAAUGAAGUUGAAACCACCGAGACUAUCGACAGCGGUGUGAGUAAUGGUCUGGUUUGUAUAUCAGGGGACAGGAGCCAUUACAGUGGCUCUCAACUCUCUCUGCAGGGUGACCUCUCACCUUGGAAAGAUUGGCAUCACCUUGAGCAAGGUGCUGAUUCAGGUUUGGAUGCUUCUACUGAACAGAACAUAAUCUCUGAGAUCAGCAGCCCUUUUGACCCUGCAGCCAACCCUGGUUUUCCUGAGAAAAUUACUAAAUGCCUUGAGGUUGAUUUGCAAUUUGAAGGUGAGACCUUUUUUACUCUUGAUAGCACUCCUGAGACGGGUCAAGACCAAGAUAUAGACGUAGAACAUGAGCUUGCUCUAGAACCUGAGCUAGAGUUAGAAGCAGAGCUAGAGCCAGAACCAGAUCUAGGACCUGAACCUGAAGAAAUCGCACAGUCUGAACCUGAGCCAGAACCAGAGGUUAUCGUCGAACCCAUAGCAAAACUAGUACCCGUAACUGUGGCUGAACCACAACCCGAAAAGAAGCCAAAAACUAAGAAAAUCACAGCCAAACCUGAAUCCGCCCCACAAACACUAAAACGACAAGAGGUCAAUGUUAACCACCUCCAGCAGAACCAGAAAUCCUCAUCCAUGUACCGUAGCCAGAGUGAGAUCGGAAAUGAGAAAGUGGAGGAGGUCCCUAAAUCCUGGAGCAGCAGGCUUAGCAUAGACCUCAAUGAAAAAACCUUCAGCUUUGGAGGAUUUGGAUCCACCCUGCAGAGAGCUAAAUCAGCUUUAGAUUUCGUGUGGAACAAAGGUCCCCAAAGCACCAGUGCCCCGGCCGAAGAACCAAGCAACACUUCCUUCAUGGGCAGGUUCAGAACGGUGUCCCAGUCUACAGCCAACAGCUCAAGCACAACCAUUGACUCUGACGUCUACACAGAACCCUUCUAUUACAAGGCUGGGGAUGAAGAUCAGGCUUCUGAGCAACCCGUGGACAGUGAGACUCAUUACGUGGAGGUGAUGGAGCAGGUUCUAGCUAAUCUGGAGAACAGAACCAACGCCAACGAGGCUGAGGAGCAGUGUCAAGAAGAAGAGUAUGAUGUCUCGCAGGAAUAUGACAUCUCCCAAGAAGGUAACCCUGUGCUGGAAUACGACUGUAGCCUCGAUGAGGAAUACAGUGAGGAGUAUGAGGACAAUCCGUUGACUGAGGAUACAGCCGAGUAUGAAGUGAGUAUGGCGGAGUAUGUUGAGGAUGCUGAAGAGCAGGAGGCAGAGCCUGAGGAACAAGAGGGGAGUAAAGAGGAGGCGAAGGAAACGACAGAAACAAAGGGAGCUGAUGAGUUGAAGGAGAUGGUCGGACAAGAGGAUGAGAACAAAAAUGUUACAGAGGUUCCAGUGCAGGAAACUCCAGCCAAGAAAAGGAUCCGGCCCACAUUUAAAGAAGCAGCGUUGAGGGCCUACAGAAAACAGAUGGCUGAACUGGAACAGCAGAUCUUGGCAGGAGACAGCAGCGCUCUGGAUACAGAGGGUUGUGCCAAUAUUCUGGAUCCAGCCAAACUGGGCCUGACAGGUGGAGGGGUUGGCAGCAUACUUUACAGCAUUGACAGCAUGCCAGAUUUACGCCGCAAGAGGACCAUGCCUAUUGUCCGAGACCUGGCAGGCAUUGCGUUUGGGCUCGUGAACAGAUCGACUUUAAACAACGAGGAGCUGAAACUGCAUGUGCUCAGAAAGACCAUUCAGGCACUGAUCUACCCGAUCUCCUCCACGACACCCCAUAAUUUCGAGGUGUGGACGGCCACCGCACCCACCUACUGUCAUGAGUGUGAGGGUCUGCUGUGGGGUAUCGCUCGACAGGGCAUGCGCUGCACCGAAUGUGGGGUGAAAUGCCAUGAGAAAUGUCAAGAUCUCCUGAACGCAGACUGUCUGCAGCGAGCGGUGGAGAAGAGCUCUAAACAUGGAGCAGAGGACAAAACCCAAAACAUCAUCAUGGCCAUGAAGGAACGGAUGAAAAUCAGAGAGAAGAACCGACCCGAGGUGUUUGAGCUCAUCCAGGAGAUGUUUCAGCUCUCAAAGGAAGAUUUCACAACCCACCUGAAAACAGCCAAACAAGCCGUGCUGGAGGGAACGUCCAAAUGGUCUGCAAAGAUCACCAUCACAGUUUUAUGUGCGCAAGGUUUACAAGCCAAAGACAAGACGGGCUCCAGCGACCCAUACGUCACAGUGCAAGUGGGGAAGACCAAACGCAGGACCAAAACUGUCUUCGGCAACCUCAACCCUGUCUGGGACGAGAAGUUUUUCUUCGAGUGUCAUAACGCCACAGACCGUAUCAAAGUCCGUGUGUGGGAUGAAGAUGAUGAUAUAAAGUCCAGAGUGAAGCAGCACUUCAAGAAGGAAUCUGAUGAUUUCUUGGGUCAAACCAUCAUCGAGGUGCGCAUGCUGAGCGGAGAAAUGGACGUCUGGUACAAUCUCGAGAAGCGAACAGAUAAGUCGAUGGUGUCUGGGGCGAUCCGACUGAAGAUCAGUGUGGAGAUGAAGGGAGAAGAGAAGGUGGCUCCGCCCCACGGCCAGUACACAUGUUUACACGAGAAUCUCUUUCACUACCUGACGGAGGUAAAGAACGGUGGAGUCGUGAAGAUCCCAGAGGUCAAGGGUGAUGAUGCCUGGAAAGUUUACUUUGACGACGUGUCUCAGGAGAUUGUGGAUGAGUUUGCCAUGCGUUUUGGUGUGGAGUCCAUUUAUCAGGCCAUGACUCAUUUCUCGUGUCUGUCCUCUAAGUACAUGUGUCCCGGCGUCCCGGCGGUGAUGAGUAACCUGCUUGCCAACAUUAAUGCCUAUUUCGCUCACACCACCACGGCGAGCACCAACAUCUCCGCCUCGGACCGAUUCGCUGCAUCCAACUUUGGGAGGGAGAAGUUUGUUAAACUUCUGGAUCAGCUUCAUAACUCUCUGAGGAUUGACCUCUCCAAAUACCGGGAUAACUUCCCUGCUGGAAACCCAGAGAGACUCCAGGACCUCAAAUCCACCGUCGACCUGCUAACAAGCAUCACCUUUUUCAGAAUGAAGGUUCAGGAGCUUCAGAAUCCUCCCAGAGCCAGCAUGGUGGUUAAAGAUUGUGUUAAAGCAUGUCUGGAUUCAACAUACAAGUACAUCUUUGACAACUGCCACGAGCUCUACAACCAACUUCUGGACCAGGCGAGGAAACAGGAUUUGCCGCGGGAGGAACAGGGUCCGUCUAUAAAGAACCUGGACUUCUGGCCCAAACUCAUCACUCUGAUGGUGUCUAUAAUCGAUGAUGACAGAACAGCCUACACACCCAUCAUUAACCAGUUCCCGCAAGAGUUGAAUAUGGGCCGAAUUAGUUCUGAGAUCACGUGGAACCUCUUCGCUUUGGAUAUGAAGUACGCAAUGGAGGAACACGAGAAGCAUUGUCUAUGCAAGAGCACCGAGUACAUGAAUUUACACUUCAAAGUGAAAUGGUUCCACAACGAGUACGUGCGGGAUCUGCCGGCAUUCAAGGGAAUUUCUCCCGAAUAUUCCCUGUGGUUCGAGCCGUUUGUGAUCCAGUGGUUGGACGAAAACGAAGACGUGUCCAUGGAUUUCCUCAACGGAGCCCUGGAGAGAGAUAAAAAAGACGGGUUCCAGCAGAUGUCUGAACACGCUCUCUUCUCCUGCUCGGUGGUGGACGUCUUCACGCAGUUGAAUCAGAGCUUUGAGAUCAUUAAGAAGCUGGAGUGUCCCAAUCCUCAAGCUCUCGCUCACUUCAUGCGCAGGUUUGCGAAGACCAUAAACAAAGUGCUUCUCCAGUAUGCGGCGAUCAUCACAAAAGACUUCAGCAACCAUCUUAGCAAAGAGAAACUGCCUUGUAUCCUCCUGAACAACAUUCAGCAACUGCGAGUUCAGCUGGAGAAGAUGUUUGAAUCCAUGGGAGGAAAGCAGGAGGAAGGUACUGUGGUCUUCUGCAAGCUGGAUGCUGAGGCCAGUGAUCUGCUGAAAGAACUGCAGAAUAAACUCAACACAGUGCUGGAUGACCUCAGCGGGGUCUUAGGCUCCAGUUUUAAGCCUGUCAUCGAGGACUGCGUCAAACAGAUGAACCAGGAGCUGACGCAGAUGAAGGGAAACGCCGGCAACAAGAGUAACGCUGCUAUGGAUGCAGAGACCGUCCUGCGACCCCUCAUGGAUCUGCUGGACAAGAAUUUAAUGUUGUUUGCUAAGAUCUGUGAGAAAACCGUGCUCAAGCGAGUUCUGAAGGAGCUGUGGAAAAUAGUCCUCAACACCAUCGAGCGACAGAUCGUUCUUCCUCCUCUCUCAGACCAGACGCAGGGAGCUCAGAUGAUCUUCAGUGCUGCCAAGGAUCUCGGUCAACUGUCCAAGCUGAAGGAGCAUGUGAUUCGAGAGGAAGCUCGGAGUCUGAGUCCUCGGCAGUGUGCCGCCAUGGAUCUAGUGCUGCCCACCAUCAAGCAAUAUUUCCAUGCGGGUGGAAACGGCCUGAAGAAAACCUUCCUGGAAAAGAGUCCCGAUCUCAAGUCCUUGAAAUACGCCCUGAGCCUUUACACGCAACCCACAGAUGCCUUGAUCAAGAAAUAUAUAUGCACCCAAACCUCUCAAGGUCAGUCAACGUCUGGGUCUGUCGGGGAGGUCGCCAUUCAGGUGGAUCUGAUCUCACAUCCCGGCACAGGAGAGCACAAAGUCAGCGUUAAAGUUGUGGGUGUGAACAACAUAAACUGGCAGACCAACACCAUGUUCCGCCCAUUCGUGGAGAUCAACGCCAUUGGACCCCAUCUGGCUGACAAGAAGCGCAAGUUUAGUACCAAAACCAAGAACAACAACUGGUCUCCAAAAUACAACGAAACAUUCCAGUACGUGCUGAGCAACGAGCACGGCCCGGAGGCCUACGAGCUUCACAUUUCCGUGAAGGAUUACUGCUUCGCCCGGGAGGAUCGCACCAUCGGCAUGACGGUCCUUCAGCUCCGGGAGCUGGCGGAGAAGGGCAGCGUGAACGCCAGCUUUCCGCUGGUCAGGAACGUUCCCAUGGACGAAACCGGCCUGACCAUCAUGAGAAUACUGACGCAAAGGACCAACGACGAAGUGGCCAAAGAGUUCGUGCGUCUGAAAUCAGACACGCGGUCGGCCGAGGAGGUGUCGUGAACGGAACGGUUGUGUUCGUUUUUGUGCAUGUGUGUAAAACAUCUGUUGGAAUGUUCAUUUUAAACUACAAGUACGUACAAAGUGUUUACCUACCGUAUUCUCUCUAUCAAAUAUUAUAUUCUACAGAGUUAUGUUCAAGAGACGUUGAAUACAGUUUUGUAUGACGAUUAGUCUUUUUGAACAGAUAUCGUAUUUGUUCAGAUAAAGUGCCAAACUUGACGAGUUUAAGAAAAACAAUAGUCUGAACACAAAUGCAUAUGAACUAUUGGUGACGUCUUUCUAAAUUUGCUCGAUUCUUUUGUCCAGUGUAUGUCAUAAUCUCUUUAAGCGUGAAGCGGUUUCCUUCCUAUCGUUCGCAUUUAUUUCGUCUUUACGUUUCCCGCACAACAGCACCGGUGGUCUCGUUUCCUUGGUGACGUCUCUCCUCCCAUGUGUUCACGGUGGGCGUCAGGUGGGAUUCUCACCCUAGUUUUGUAUUUUAAGCGGAGACCAUUUUUUUAAAUGCCGAUGACUGCUACGAAUCUCUUCAUAAGUGUUUGUAAUUUUAUAGCCGUUGACAACAACAACAACAACAACAAAAACCACACCUCGUGUGCUGGCGGGGAAGGUGGAACUGUCUUUCCCUUCGAUUUCGUUGGUUUAUUUAUUUGUGUUUCUAUUUUUUUUUACAGGCUGAAUUUUCUGAAUUAUCACUGUGAACAUGGGCUCCGAAAGGCAAAGCUAACGUCACAUUUGCUGAAUCUUUGAUAUCAUCUUUUAUUUUUUUUAAUUCAAAGAAACUGCCAAAGUUCUAUUUGAAAAUGUUCCGAUGAAAGCAAUCCACGAUCUGUAUGAAAAAAUCAGUCUGCUGCAUACUGUACAUGACUUCUGUGUUUUAGUAUUGCCGAAUCAUAUCUGAUUGUCCACGGCCCGGUCUGAGUUUGUUUCGGGGUUUCUGUAAAGUUGUUUUAUCUGGUAAACGAUAAAAGUUAUUCACUGUCAUUUUAAUUAUUUUUGGUUACAGAGGAAAAAGUUUAACAUUUGGUAUUUAUGCAACAUUCCUAUGUAUUGCACUGAUGGCAAACUGUAUGUCAUGUAAAUAUAUUUAGUGAGAAAUUGUAACGAAAGCGUCAUGCAUUUUUCAUUUU